AGGGGAUAGCAGAGCGGCGGCGGCGACGACGGCCAUCUUAGAGCUACCGUGGUAACCGACACUCAUCUUCUGGAUUUUAUUUUUCUUGUUGGAGAAACAUCCCGCCUGACUGACGAGGGAAGAAGAAGGUUGUUUUUUACUUCGCCGCGGUUGAACUUGAAGUCGGGAUGCGGUUCCGAGGGAAUACACCAUUUGCAUCCGCUGUCGGACUGGUCCUCGGACUAUUAUGUGCGGUGGAGGCAGCUAAAGUAAAUAAGCACAAGCCAUGGAUCGAGACGACGUACCAUGGGAUUGUAACGGAAAACGAUGACAAAGUACUUCUGGACCCUCCUCUAAUUGCACUGGACAAGGAUGCUCCUCUACGCUAUGCAGAGAGUUUUGAGGUGACCCUCACUGAAGAAGGUGAGAUUUGCGGCUUCAGGAUCCACGGGCAGAAUGUCCCCUUUGAGGCAGUGGUCCUGGACAAGUCCACUGGUGAGGGGGUCAUCCGGGCCAAAGACAAGCUGGACUGUGAGCUGCAGAAGGAGCACACCUUCACCAUCCAAGCCUACGACUGCGGAGAGGGUCCUGAUGGUGCCAACAUGAAAAAAUCCCACAAGGCCACUGUCCACAUCCAGGUGAACGACAUCAAUGAGUAUUCACCAGUGUUCAAGGAGAAGUCCUACAAGGCCACUGUCAUUGAGGGGAAGAAGUACGACAGCAUCCUGAAGGUGGAAGCGGUUGACGCAGACUGCUCUUUCCAAUUUAGCCAAAUCUGCAACUACGAGAUCGUCACUCCUGAUGUACCCUUCACCGUCGACAAAGAUGGCUUUAUCAAGAACACAGAGAAACUGAGCUAUGGCAAAGAACGCAUGUACAAGCUGACUGUGACCGCCUACGACUGUGGAAAGAACCGUGCCUCCGAGGACGUUCUAGUCAAGAUCAGCGUCAAGCCCACCUGCAAACCCAGCUGGCAAGGCUUCAAUAAGAGGAUUGAAUACGAGCCUGGAACAGGUAGCCUGGCCCUUUUCCCCAGCAUGCACUUGGAGACAUGUGAUGAGCCAAUCACAUCCAUCCGAGCCAAUAUCGAACUGGAAACCAACCACAUUGGGAAGGGCUGCGACCGUGACACCUACUCUGAGAAGUCACUGCACAAGCUGUGCGGAGCCAGCUCUGGCACCGUGGAGCUCCUGCCUGCACCCAGCAGCUCCGCCAACUGGACAGUAGGGUUGCCCACCGAUAACGGACACGACAGCGACCAGGUGUUUGAAUUCAAUGGCACCCAGGCCAUCAAGGUUCCUGAUGGCAUGGUGAGCACCAACCUGAAGGAGCCCUUCACCAUCUCCGUGUGGAUGAGACACGGCCCCGGGGCCCAUGAGAAGGAGACAAUCCUCUGCAACUCUGACAAGACAGACAUGAACAGACACCACUACUCGCUGUACGUCCACAACUGCAGGCUGAUCCUCCUCCUCCGCCAGGAUCCAUCGGAGGCUGAGAACUACAAGCCAGCCGAGUUUCACUGGAAGCUUGACCAGGUGUGUGACAAAGAAUGGCACCACUAUGUGCUGAAUGUGGAGUUCCCCACUGUGUCUCUGUUUGUGGAUGGAACCACCUUUGAGCCUUUCCUUGUUACAGAGGACUACCCACUGCACUCCUCCAAAAUAGAAACUCAGCUCACCAUUGGUGCCUGCUGGCAAGACAACUCAGGACAUGACAAUGACACUGAGUCAGUCUCUGAGCCCACCUCAGGUGGAAAUGCUCGAAUGGCCCAGUUUUUCCGGGGGAACCUGGCGGGGCUGAUGAUCCGCUCUGGCAAGCUGGAGAACAAGAAGGUGAUCGACUGCUUGUACACCUGCAAGGAAGGACUGGACGUGCAGCUGCCUGAGGAGGUAGCUUCAGCUGUCAAGGUUGAGUUCAACCCCAACCAGUCCUCUCUGACUGUGGAGGGCGAUGACAUUGACGCCUUUGACAAGGUCAUGCAGCACAUCUCCUACCUGAACUCCCGCCAGUUCCCAACCCCAGGCAUCAGGCACCUUCGCAUCUCCACCACCGUCAAAUGCUUCAACGAGGAGUCCUGCGUGACAGUGCCAGAUGCCGAAGGUUAUGUGAUGGUGCUGCAGCCUGAGGAGCCAAAGAUCAGCCUGAGCGGCAUCGACCACUUUGCCCGCAGCGCUGCCGAAUUUGAGAGUCAAGAAGGUGUGACACUGUUCCCCGAGCUACGCAUCGUGAGCACCAUCACCCGCGAAGUGGAGGCCGACACUGAGUCUGAAGCCGCAGAGGGAGCUGAUGACGACCCUACGGUCCAAGAGACAGUGGUGUCAGAAGAGAUCAUGCAUAACCUGGACACAUGUGAAGUGACUGUGGUGGGAGACGAGCUGGACGGGGAGCACGAGGGCCUGGAGGUGGACAUGUCGCAGCUGCAGCAGCAUGGCCUGGAGAUGAGCUCCUCUAACCUGGGCCUCGUUAUCACUGGUGUGAACACUAUGGCCAACUACGAGCAAGUCCUGCAUCUUAUCCGUUACAAGAACUGGCACACUGAGGCUCUCUUUGACAGGAAAUUCAAACUGGUCUGCUCCGAACUCAACGGCCGCUACAUCAGCAACGAUUUCAAGGUCGAGGUGAAUGUAAUCCACACAGCCAAUCCUGUGGAGCAUGCCAACAACGCCAUGGUGCAGCCUAACUUCAUUAACCCCGUGCAUCAUGCCUCUGUGGAUCUGUCCGGUCACAACCUGGUCAACGCUCACCAGGCCUCAGUUGUUCCCAGCGCUGCCACCAUUGUCAUUGUGGUGUGCGUUAGCUUUCUGGUGUUCAUGAUCAUCCUGGGCGUGUUCCGCAUCCGGGCUGCACACCAGCGCACCAUGAGAGACCAGGAGAGCGGCAAAGAGAACGAGAUGGACUGGGACGACUCAGCCCUCACCAUCACCGUGAACCCCAUGGAGACAUACGAGGACCAGCACAGCAGCGAGGAGGAGGAGGAAGAGGAGGAGGAGAGCGAGGAUGGAGAGGAGGAAGACGACAUCACGAGCGCUGAGUCAGAGAGCAGCGAAGACGAGGAGGGCGGGGAGCCGGAGGACCAGCAGGGGGCCAGCAGACAGCAGCAGCUGGAGUGGGACGACUCCACCCUCACCUACUAAAACAACACACACGCACACACACACGCACACACACACACACACAAUACUCAACACAAGCUCUCUCACACACACACACACACACACACACCACCAGCUCACACUCACUCAGAUCCUCAUACUCACUGCUCCACGCACACACUCCCACCCCUCUACAGUUUCAUGUCCAAGGAGCCAUGAUGUAAAAAAAACACAAAAAAAACAAAAAAGCAAAACAAAAAUUCCCUUCCACGUAUAUUUGGUCAAGGCUUUCCUGUUGUUAUCUUAGUGGUGGUACUCAGUGUAGUGUAGUCAUCACCGGAUUGCUGAUUUUUACUGUUUAUUUUUUUAUUUAUUAUAUUUUAAUUCCCAGGAAAACUUGGCCUACAUUUGUUUUGAACUGUGUGAGAAAGCCAACCCUGCACUUUUUGUUUUCUCUCAGACGUAAAGCUUUCAGACGGAGACUUUUUCCCCCCCCUAAUGUAUAUUCUUUGCGUAAUGCUUUUUUAGAUUUGUUUGCCGCUAAUCUCACGUAUAGCUUUGACUUGAGUUUUCUUGACUUGUAGUCCACGGUGAAACGAAACAAUGCUUUUAACAAGUAGACCGCUUUUUUUUUUUUUCUUUUUCUUUUAGUGCAUGAGGAUAUUUCAGAACGUCAUGUGUAGAGAAAUAAAUUGCUUUUUAAAGAUUUUGUAAAUAUAAAGAAACCAUGUAAUUAGUUGAUGUGUUAGUGAAGGCCUACUCAACGGGGUCCAAUAUCUAAAAUGACGCAGUUCGUAAUGUAGAAUAUUUGUGUCACACAGGCUGUAGCAUGUCGCUAAAUUUCCGCAAAAGCUGUUCCAUCAUGCUUGUAAAAAAAUGUCUGCUUCAUGAUGAGAAACCCAGGACUGUUCAGCGGAGGUUUCCAUGACAAAGUGGUGUCCAUUUUGUCCGUUUUCUUUUCUUUUUUUCUUUUGCCAAGAGGAAAAUCAUUUCUUUUGCUUUCUCGUAGGCAGGACCUGUCGAUGGUUUCAGCAUCAUACAUUGCUUUGCUUGCACAGGUGGCAAUGCUCUACUCCAGGCGUCGGUGUAUUUCAUUCCCAGUAGAUCUCACUGUUGUACAGAAGGGAUUUUCUUUUUGUUCAGAGUAAUCAUACUCAGAGAAAUGCUAUCGCACUGUCCUGCUAGAUCGUUUGUGAACCCUUUAGAAUUUCUGUAUUUCUGCAAAAAUCUCAAAUGUGAUAAGAUCUUCAUUCAAGUCCUAAAAAUACACAGAGAGGACCCAGUGGUAGAAAUAACACAAAAAAACAUAACACUUUUUUCCUUUUUCAGUGAACAAAUUUAUACAGCAUUAAUUCUCCUUGUUGGAAAAAGUACACAGAUGAGCCAAAACAUUAAAAUCACUGGCCGGUGAAGUGAAUAACAGCGAUCAUUUUGUUCCAAUGCAGUGUUUUUUUGCCUUGAGGCUCACAUACUUUCCCAACAGAGAGAUGUUUGAAUCAUUUUGCCAAAUAAACAAAUACAAUUUGUUAAUUUGGAUCCUCUUUUUUUUUUAGGUUUUAGGACUUGAUGUAAGAUCUGAUCACACUUUGACUCACAUUUAUGUAGAAAUACAUACAUUUUGAAGGGUUCACAAACAUUUUAGCCGCGUUGUGCGAAGCGACAUUUCGUGUGAAACGGUACAAACACUCGGCCAGCAGGUACUGCAGUGCUGUCGAUCUUGAAAUAUGGGUACAAACAUUUCUUCCAGUAUAUUUGGACCAGAAGAGAGAUUUCCUCAGCAGCUUUAAAAGCCUUUUUGUCCAUAUCACAGUCCUGCUGUGCUGACAGAAGUGGGCAGGAAAAAAACCCUUCAAACUACUGAAAGAGCAGAUUUAUGGCAGACAGAGCUUCAGUGGAGCCUGGGUGAAUAGUGCAGUUGCUGGCAUUGUUUUAGGGAGAGAAUUGAAAUGAAAGUACUUUUCAGGAUUGCUUUGUUGCAAAUUUAUUUUCCAUGGCACGGCUAUUUAACCUGAAAUAAUAACACAUAUAUUACGUGCAUUUGAUUCCUUUUGCAAAACAUGCACUGUCUUUGUAGUUCAAAGGAAUUACAGUUAUGACUGCAUAGUUUACAAAGGAAAACACUUUCAAAAAUGAAUCUUAAAAUAAAAUAUUUUUUGCCAUAGACCACUAGAUUUUAUUGUAUAUGGAACUGUACUGUAGAGUUGUUCUAAGAUAUUUGUUUACAUUUGGUAAACUUAUUUUCCUCCCGGUAUUAGUAUAAAGCUUAUUAUACAAUUGAUUGGGAAAAUGUGUCCAAGCUCUGUCUCCUCUCAGACACUGUUGUCCAUCAUUGUUGUAUAUAUCUUUCACAAAAACCAGAUCCAAAUGUACCGUCACACUUAACUAUGUAGUGUUUGUCUCAUGUUUUUGGGUACUAAGUUAAAAUGUUUUCCCAAACCUGCUUCAGUACAAGCAGAUCAGACUCGAAGUGAACAGAACGUGGCAUUAUUGGGAUUGUAAGUGUUGGCGUUUUAAGUCUCAUAUUUUGCUCAAAAAUCUAGUUUCAGAGGCCAAAAUUGAAUUCAAAAACUUUUUUUUUUCAGAGACAGUUUCCAGGCUACUUUUUUGUUGGUUUGAGUUGUGUGUUUCUUAGCUUCAAUUAAUUUAUAAUUUUAAGAGGUCUGUGGUGGAAAUGUAGUGAACAGUCUCCCCUCCAUGAUGACUUGGACUUUUUAAAAUAAAGAAGACCAGGUCUGAGCCGGCUGAGAUGGGAGUGCCUUUUUUCCGAUCAUAGCGCAAUUAGCAGGUCUAAAAAAAAAAAAAUAAAUUGCAAAAAAAAAACAAACACUCAUCCGUGCUCUUUUAUUUGUGGCAAUUUUUGUUUGUUUCUUUGUUUAAUGCUAGAUUUCUUACAGAGCUGGGGAUUAUAAUUUGUUUCAUCACAAAAAUAGUCCACUGCUUGUUUUAUUAAAAGUGAAAAAAAAAAACCGUUUUACAUAGAUGUCAUGUGUCCAUGUUGAUGUGUAGAGGAAGUAGAUCCAUAUUGUAUCUUCUAUAGAUAUUGUACUAAAUCAUUGACGGAAUCCACCUUUAAAAAGAUGUACAGUACAUUAUGAAAUCGCUUUGGCAGCAUACAUGGGUAUACUGUUAACUGACCUAUUUGUGUAUAGUGGAAGGUAACUUUGAACAGUGUCCUAUUGCCUGAGUUGUUGAGAAAUGAUUUUGAGGGCAGCAUGAAAUUCACAAGAACCAGAGUAUAAGCCUGUCGGAGUUCUCCGCUUCAUCAAACACUAAAUGUCCACGUUUCAUCUACAGUUUUAAAGUACAAUACCAAGGGUCACCGAUACGUGCACACUGACUGAAGUCUCCACAGUGACUCCACCAUCUCCAGUUUUCUGGGUUUAAUGAUUUCUGAUCAGCCCCCCUGAGCGAAGUGUAAGUUGGUUGAACUGAAUGUCACUGCCUAACAAACUGAAACGCAGCCAUACUGUAAUAACACUAAGAUUUAAGGGGAAUUUACUUUGCAUGAACCACAAGUUUGUGUAGUUCCAUGUGGGGUUGUGAGACCGGAGUGAGAAAAGGAGACGUGACACACUACUGAUUCUCAGAUUGUCUGUUUCACACGUCCACAACACUCCAGAUAUAAAUAUUUUUUUCUUUUCUUUUCUUUUCUUUUCGAAAUGUGUUCAAAAUGGAAGGUGACGAUGUUUUCAGAACGUUUGGAUGCUUCCUUUGUGCUUGUUGGAGCUGCUCUCACUUUUCUACCAAUUGAAAGGCAAAUUGUAGUGAAGUUGAUGCUUGCUCAUAAACAAAAUAAAGGAUGAUGAGAUGGGGUAUAACUUA
This is a messenger RNA of Plectropomus leopardus (leopard coralgrouper), 6893 nucleotides long. RefSeq names its product calsyntenin 1 (gene clstn1). Gene Ontology annotation, molecular function: calcium ion binding. The record is from RefSeq and is a predicted model, not a curated record. Gene Ontology annotation, cellular component: postsynaptic membrane; cell surface. Gene Ontology annotation, biological process: homophilic cell-cell adhesion; positive regulation of synapse assembly; positive regulation of synaptic transmission. Lineage: Eukaryota; Metazoa; Chordata; Actinopteri; Perciformes; Serranidae.